Camelina sativa (false flax) is the source of this 2728-nucleotide messenger RNA. RefSeq names its product homeobox-leucine zipper protein HDG1. Gene Ontology annotation, molecular function: DNA binding; lipid binding; DNA-binding transcription factor activity, RNA polymerase II-specific. The record is from RefSeq and is a predicted model, not a curated record. Gene Ontology annotation, biological process: regulation of DNA-templated transcription. NCBI's taxonomy places the organism in Eukaryota, Viridiplantae, Streptophyta, Magnoliopsida, Brassicales, Brassicaceae.
UCAACCAAACUGUUGUUGGCUGUACUUUUGUAAGGCUUCGAAGACUCCACAUCUCUUCUUUCUCUGUCUGAACAAAUCUGAAACCACUUUUUUCGUCUCCUUCCAUGAACAUGCACCGAAGCUACAGAAAAAACUUCAUCCGUUACGGAUUUUAAUUUAUAAGAGUAGAGAUUUGUGGAUUUUAAUUUAACAUCAUCUAUACAUCAUACUUGGUUUUUAAAAAUGAAUUUUAGCGGUUUUCUCCAUCACGACGACAACAAAUCCUCCGGUGGUGGAAACGAUUUCUCUUCCGCCGCUAUGUCCGGUGGCGGUAGUCUCGUUAAAUCUAUAUUCUCUUCUCCCCGUCUCUCUCUUGGCCUCCAGCAAACGAACGGAGAAGCCACAAGAACAGGCGAGAGUUUCGAGGUGAGUGUUAGUCGGAGAAGUCCAGAGAGCAGAUCUGGAAGCGAUAACGCCGAAGCACUCUCCGGCGACGAUGACUUUGACGCUUCUGAUAGACCUUUGAAGAAAAAGAAACGUUACCACCGACAUACUCCUCAACAAAUUCAAGAACUCGAAUUGGUUUUCAAGGAGUGUCCUCAUCCCGAUGAGAAACAACGGCUAGAUCUUAGCCGUCGGCUUAACUUGGAUUCUCAACAAGUCAAGUUCUGGUUCCAAAACCGCCGUACUCAGAUGAAGACGCAAAUUGAGCGCCAUGAAAACUCUUUAUUGAGACAAGAGAACGAUAAGCUCCGAGCAGAGAACAUGUCUGCACGAGAAGCCAUUAGGAAUCCGAUGUGUGGUCAUUGCGGUGGCGCCGCCGUUCUCGGCGAGAUUUCGCUUGAAGAGCACCACUUAAGGAUUGAGAACUCACGCCUUAAAGACGAACUUGACCGUAUAUGUGCCUUAGCCGGUAAAUUCAUUAACCGGUCUGACGAUGACGCAACCGGUUCACAUAAUCUGUUACCAAACUCCGCACUUCAACUCGGUGUCGGUACCAAAAACGGUUACGGUGGUGGCGGUUUCACUCUCGUCCCACCUGCUGGAUUCGAGAUUUCGUCUCCUUUCUUCUCCGGUAUAGUAGCUCCGGUUAACCGUGCCACGGAUGUUGGGACCGGUCUUGAUCAGAAAUCAUUGUAUUUGGAGUUGGCUCUUUCCGCAAUGGACGAGCUCGUGAAAAUGACGCAGACAAGCGAACCGCUUUGGAUACCAAGCUCAAAAGGCAAAGGCGAAAUGCUUAACCGUGAAGAAUACGAGAAAAUUUUCACACCUUGCCUUGGUCCUAAACCGGACGGGUUUGUCUCCGAAGCUUCUAAAGAAGUUGGAAUGGUUAUCAUCAAUAGCUUAGCCCUAGUCGAAACCUUAAUGGACUCGGAACGAUGGGCCGAGAUGUUUCCGUGUAUGAUCGCAAGAAAUUCGACUAGUGAAAUAAUCUCUAGGGGUAUGGGAGGGACAAGAAACGGUGCUCUUUAUUUGAUGCAAGCAGAGCUUCAGUUGCUCUCACCUCUUGUGCCGGUUCGUCAAGUGACGUUCUUGAGGUUUUGUAAGCAACAUGCAGAAGGUGUUUGGGCGGUUGUGGAUGUCUCUGUUGAUAGAAUUAGCGACCGAGUUGGCUCGGCCUCUGCUCAGAGUCAGACGUCUCUGAGCUGUAGAAGGCUACCGACUGGUUGCCUUGUGCAAGACAUGCCAAAUGGCUACUCUAAGGUAACAUGGAUUGACCACACCGAGUACGAUGACACCCAUAUCCACCACUUGUAUCGUUCAUUAGUCAGCUCAGGUCUCGCCUUCGGAUCCAAACGGUGGAUAUCAGCUUUGCAACGACAAUGCGAAAGCCUCACCAUCCUCAUGUCCUCAGCAAUCCCCAACCGCGACAAACCCACACCCAUAAGCUCUAUAGGAAAGAAAAGCAUGUUGAAGCUAGCACAAAGAAUGACUCAAAAGUUCUGUAGAGGCGUAUGCGCUUCUUCUUCCCAAAAAUGGAGUAAACUUGAGAUUGGUAACAUCGAUGAAGACGUGAGGAUCAUGACUGGAAAGAACAUGGAUGAUUCCGGCGAACCACCGGGGAUUCUCCUAAGCGCAGCCACAUCCGUGUGGAUACCAGUUCCACCGCGACGGCUCUUUGACUUUCUGAGAGAUGUGCUUUUGAGAUCGGAGUGGGACAUUUUAUCCAACGGUGGACCAAUGCAGGAGAUUGCUAACAUCUUCAAGGGCCAAGAUCAAUCCAACUCCGUCUCCUUACUCCGAUCCACCGCGAUGAAUGCGAAUCAGAGUAGUAUGUUGAUACUACAAGAGACGAGCAUAGAUGCAUCUGGUGCGGUUGUUGUGUACGCACCUGUAGAUAUCCCUGCGAUGCAUUCUGUGAUGAAGGGUGCAGAUUCGGCUUACGUGGCUUUGCUUCCUUCUGGGUUUGGUAUUCUCCCAGAUGGUCAAGGGAUGGAGGAAACCGGUUCGCUUCUCACUGUGGCCUUUCAGAUUUUGGUUAACUCUCUUCCUACGGCUAAGCUCAACGUGGAAUCAAUCGAGACCGUUAACAAUCUGAUAUCAUGCACCAUUCAGAAAAUCAGAGCCGCUCUUAGAUGUGAUAAAUAAUAGCUAUAAUGUGCUUUUUGGAGUCAAGAACGAACAAUUGCAUGUGGUCCGUUUGAUGGUUCGGGUAUUUGACUCACCAAUCUGUUAUUGUGUCUAUAUUUGGUGAUUAGGCUUCAAUAUUUUUGUCGGAGGUGCGAUAUAAAAAAAAUAUUUGCCAUUA